Molecule: messenger RNA, 531 nt
Organism: Purpureocillium lilacinum
Lineage: Eukaryota; Fungi; Ascomycota; Sordariomycetes; Hypocreales; Ophiocordycipitaceae
Source: RefSeq, a predicted model, not a curated record
AUGCGCAGUCGCUCUGUUGUCGGGCCGCGAACGAUGCGGAUGCAGCGAACGCGGUGGGGUAAGCGGUCCGACGACGUCAAGCGGGAGCCCGAGGCAGGGCAGGGCAGGGCGAGCAGAGGCGGGCGGCGUGGAUUGAAGGGAAAACAGCUUGGCCUCGACGGUUACCCCUCGCUGGCUUGGGUGUCGCAGGCGCGUGCUGAUGGAAAUGGAGCGUUCGAGUCGGGUCGGCCGCGACGCAGCGGCUGUGGGGGAGGGCGGAUAGGAGAGACGGCAGGUUAUAGGACGGAGCCGUGCCGGGGGGGACGCGAGCUGCAGCAGGGACAGCAGGGGUGGGUUGACAGGCAGUGGCUGCGGCGAUCGGGCCUCGACGCUGUGCUGCACUCGACCCUCGCGGCCUUGAGUUUUAAGGAGAGACUAGACUGGCAGGGCUCGCGGGCUCAAUCGGCUAUUCGCAGCACCGGGCAACCAGCGCGUGUGGUUGUGCGGGGAGCUUCGAGGUUGGCGUCGUCUGCCGCAGCGGUGAGCUGGUGA